AUGAAUCAAGCUCUUCUUGCUAAAACUGGUUGGCGUUUACUACAACGUGAGCAAGGUAUUUGGGCACAAGUGUUUAAUGCAAAGUAUCGAAGGCAUUGUGAUAUCCUUGCUGCUAAAGAUCUACAGUUCCAUAGUAACUCUAAUGUUUGGAGGGGUAUUUUAUAUGUUGCUCAAGUUCUUUCUACAAGUAUUAAAUGGCGUGUAGGGUCUGGGGAUGAUAUCUUGUUCUGGACUGAUAGAUGGCUUAGUUGUGGUCCUUUGCAACAAUUUGCUCUAAUUGAUUUAUCUGAGGACAUGCUUCAAUUAAAUGGUAGUGCUAAUUGGAAAUGGAAUUUUAUUUGGAAGCUUCAUGUUCCGCCGAAGGUUAAGACCUUCCUCUGGGUUCUAUGUCAUAAGAAGUUACUUACGAACGCUCAAAGAUUGAUGAGAAAGCUCACUAAUGCUGCUGUUUGUCCUAGAUGUGAUUGUCCUUUGGAAUCUUCUGCUCAUCUCUAUAAGGAUUGUACUGCCACUCUUGCUAUUUGGAAUAGACUUGGGUUUGGGAGAGUGGAAUCUGGUCAGUUGAUGAAUGAUUAUGAUGAUUGGCUUUUGCAUAACUUGAAAUUGAAGAGGUUUGUUAUCCAUGGCUUGCCAUGGUAUUUGGUUUUUGCUAUUUUUCUUUGGUUUAUAUGGAAAUGGAGAUGUAAAGUGGUUUUUUAUCAUAAUUUUCUUUUGCCUGCUGAGCCUCAUCUGUUGAUUUAUCAAUGUGUUUUGGAGUGGUUUUCAGCUUGUAAUCUAAUGGUUAUUCUCCCUGAGCGUAAUGUUGUUCAUCUCCAUUGGAUGGCCCCUCUUCUUGGUGUUUGUAAAAUCAACAUUGAUGGUAGCAGAAUUAAUUCCCCUGGUUAUAUUGGGGUUGGGGGUUUGUUAAGAGACUUUUGUGGGAGUUGA
Molecule: messenger RNA, 927 nt
Organism: Prunus armeniaca (apricot)
Lineage: Eukaryota; Viridiplantae; Streptophyta; Magnoliopsida; Rosales; Rosaceae
Source: the annotation of a GenBank genome assembly